UACGUUAAAAAAUUUUAGUCGUAAUCAUAAGGCCGUAAGAAAAUUGACCAAUCACAAUCAAACAUUCUAAACAUAAUAAGAAUGUUUGAACUGUGAUUGGUUGAUUUACUUACGGCUUUACGAUUACGACUAAAAUUUUUUAACGUGCAAUGGCUUUAAGAAGAUGUUCAAGACUAGGGUUGCGUUCCAUUUCACGCAUAGAGCGCAUAGAUCGCUUGGAAAUCUAUAAUAUAUAUUAUGUGAACUAUAGAUUUUCAGGCGAUGUAUGCGCUCAAGGCGUGAAACGGAACGCAUUCGAAGUCUAACCUCUCACCAGCCAUUAUUUAGAUAAAAGAAAAGAAGAUAAAAAGCUUGAUGCGUGUGUCUGUUUUUUUGUAUAUGAAUCUUGAAUUCAAGUAUUGAGUUGUGUUACAGAAAGGAAUGUAAGAGUAGAAAGUACAUCAAAUUUCAUGAUGAAUGAAAAUAGAAUAAUGACAAUUAUAUUACAUAGAAUGUUUAGCAAGAAAUACUUCAAACCUUUUGCUGGUGUUCGUUCGAGAAUGCAAAUAAUAAAACAGAAUGAAUCAGAUAUUGAUAUUGAACAUUUUGACAGUGAAGAUUUAAGUGAAUUUGAGGCAGAUUUCAUGAAUGUAGGUGAAAGCCAUAAAAUAUACGAAAGGGAAAUGCGAAGAAACAAAGAACAUCUUAAACAACAGAUUACUAAUCGGAAAUAUUUUAAAGAGAAAGAACCAUGCUUUCUCACAUUUGCAGAAAGGCAACUAAUUCGUAAAUUAUAUGAAUCCAAUUCUGAAGAAUGGACAAUAGAAAGACUUAGUGAGAGUUUUCCUGUUUUACCAGAGACAAUACAAAAAAUUCUGCAUGUUAAUUGGUCGCCAAAAUCAAUGGAGAGAGUCAUGCAAUACGAUGAUGUUGUAGUUGAAAAUUGGAAGAAGUUUCGCGCUGGAAAACUUCCAGUAAGUGCCAGACUCAAUGAACAUCUAAUGAAAUUUAAGAGCAGAAAAAUCGUCAUGACGGACAGAGAAUCAUUGGCCAAACAGUUUGUUCCACCUGCACCAAAAUUUAAGGAACCAAAGAGUCAAUUGUUCUCUAAUAUUAUACAAUCUUACGUAGAUAAAAAACAAGAUCAAAAAUUAUUAUCACAAAAAAAUAAUUCACACAAAGUAGAAGAUACGUUUGCACACUCUAAUAAAAAUCAGAAUUUAUCGAUUGCAGAUAACAAGACUGAGAGUGAUUUUAUUGUUAAAAAUUCAGAGAAAUUUGCAUUAAAUGAGAAACAGUAUUUUACAUUAAACUCGCAUACAGAUUCAGAGAAACAUAAUAUAUUGUCAUUAAAUAAGAAAAAGAAUAACAAGAAGCUACUUACAUUUGAUGAAUUUGUAAAAGCGAAGCUGGAGGAUAUACAAAAAGAGUCUUCAAAAGAAGAUAUCACACUAUUAAACUUAUACAGAAAACAGAUGGAAGCUAGUCAAGAGAUGCAACUUGCAUCCGAUGCAAUAAAUAACAUGGAAAAAGAUACAUUAAAAAUUAUACAGAAAUCUAAUGAAAGCAUUUCUAUAGUUUUGGAAAAUAAAGAUGACAAUAUUGUUAUGGCAGAUGAUAAUUUGAUAGAUACAAAUAUUAAAGUGUGGAAUAAAAAGAUAGAUACAGAAUGUGACUAUGCUAAGCCAAUAAAGAUAUCAAAAAAUCUCUACAAAUGUGGUAUGACAUAUCGAAUUAGCGACUGUUAUUAUGAUGACGAUGGGGAGUUUUUGUAUCGGGUUCCAGGUAUACAAACUUAAUUGUUGCAAUUAUUUGACAACAGAUUUAUUAUUAUAAUAUAAUAAGAUUAUAUAUAAUAAGAGAUUUAAUAAAAGAAGAUUAUAAUUUCUAUAAUGUCAAUUUAAUAUUUUUUUUAAUGUAUUAUACAUAAAUAAAUAUAUAAUUACUCUUUA
Molecule: messenger RNA, 1931 nt
Organism: Cataglyphis hispanica
Lineage: Eukaryota; Metazoa; Arthropoda; Insecta; Hymenoptera; Formicidae
Exons: 2
Coding region: 450-1778 (442 amino acids)
Cellular component (GO): nucleus
Source: RefSeq, a predicted model, not a curated record